This is a messenger RNA of Cylicostephanus goldi, 321 nucleotides long. The record is from the annotation of a GenBank genome assembly. NCBI's taxonomy places the organism in Eukaryota, Metazoa, Nematoda, Chromadorea, Rhabditida, Strongylidae.
AUGAUCGAACGGCCACCACCAAAGGAACCGGAACUGCCCCGCAGUAUCACACAUCGCAAAUUCAGAGAAUGGAACACAGAUACUGGUAAGAAAAAUACAAAGAAAGCAUUUUGGGGAAGGAUUGGAAAAGAAAGAGGAAUAAAGAAAGCUCGAAGACAUGGAAAGGGAAAAGAAGAAAAGGGAGAAUUCGCUAUCGCCAAGACCGAGCAAUUUACGCCAGCCUAUCUGUAUUUCCUGCGCUGGGGACCAUUUUGCGACUCAGUGCAGACAAUAAGAUACACUGGAAGGAAGACUACGCGUAAGGGAACUGAAAAAGUGUGA